CCCAUAUUGGAGGUUGGUGAUACACAAUUCAUCAACCCCAACAACGCUUCACUCUUUCCCUUGAUUGAAUGAGUGUGGCUCUUGUGGAAUUGAAUAUCGCUAAGCUCCUGUCGCGCCCAUCGUCGUCGCUCUCGCGUCGUCAUUGACCCCCCACCAUCUCCCCCCAUGAGGAGAGAGGGGAGGGGUUAGUGCGACAAGAGUUGUCGACGACUGCGCGGAUGUUUACUGUAGAUGAAUGAAGAGGAGCUGCGCAUGCUCAAGGCGGCCCUUGGGUCUGUCGUUGAAACUCAAGAAGAAGACUGUGCCCCGCCCGUUGGGCAAAUUGAACAAGUUACGACGGAUCCCGUCGAAGGCGACCCCGAGGUCGUAGAAUUGGGUGAAGAGGAUCUUAACUCGUUGCUCGCUCAAUUGCAGCAGCCACAGGACGGUGAACCGGAUCAUCCCCUCUCUCCUUCCGUACCGACUGGCGAGACCGAGCAGUUUUCGGGUGCGGACGAGUUGCGCCUCGAUCCGUCUGUGCUUGAGGAGAUUGCACGGGCUCUUCGCGGAGGUGACGCCGUAGGAGCGACUAGUGCGCCCGGGGGAGCGAAGGAGGACAGCAGUGAACACCAGCUCAUCAACGCUCUACAGAAGGCUUUCAAGGAAGAUGGACACAGCAAUAAUCAUAAUGUUUCUUCGGAUUCUACACCGACAGGCCAAUCCCCAGAGCCCCAGGCUCAGGGGAACGCUACUCUGUCAAUGCUGUUGCAGCGCCAGGAACAAGUUGGGCUUCUCAUUUCCAAUGAGAUGUAUCGUCAGCAGAAUGGAGAUACCAGGGGCGAGAGCUACUCCCCCGAAAUCGGUGAGGAGGACGCGAGUAUGCAGAUGGGAGACUACGACGAUGCCUCCAAGCAUGCGGAGCGCGAGAGAAUUCGAGAAGAGAAUCGAGAAAGAAAGAAGCGAUGGCGCGAAGUAAACCAAGAUCGAAACAAGGACAAUGAUCUGAGAUGUCGAGUCACCAAACGGGCAGCUAGGCUCUUCGGUUUGGGAUCCUCUGCAACGAAGACUGCAUGGGUCGCAGCGGAAUUCAACAAAAGGAAACAGAAGAGAGAACAGAAGGAGAAGACCAAAGGAGGAGACGGUCUGAACUUGUCUAGUGUGUUCGCAUCCUCUCAACCACAUGCGUUCGCAGGCUCUGGCGACCAUAGUGGAGUGAUCCGUGGGUGCGGAGAUGAAAUCACGAUGGAAAGCCUCGUCGAAUUACUGGCGAAAGCUCCACCAGAGCUUGUCGCCGAGCUUCAUCAAGUUGCGAACGACAUCACUGGAACUCAACUACCACUAGGACGGAGCCGGAUGGGGCAACAAUCACGGAACCCGACGUCAUCCCAGAUACCUCCAGCUUCAUCGUAUCAGCAACAGCCGUCAUACACACCGCAUGUUCAUUCUCCUCCUCCACCACCUCCACCAACAAUGCACGGCCGAUCCUUUGACACGGCCCCCGGCUCCGUUCCCGCUCCCCUUCCCCAACCAGAGCCCGAGCCGGCUGUUACUACACUGGAGGGCGUUCUCCAAGGUCUUGUUGCUGGAGGUGAAGUUCCCGAAGGCUUCGACCUGCUGCUUGCCGAGUUGGCGGCAGAGCCAGAAAAGUCCACUCCAGAGGUUGAGCAGGAAGCACAGCCCGAACCCCAGCCACAGCCCGAACCUCGAUUACAGACCCAGCCGAUGACCCAAUUGCAGUCUCAGAAAGUACCCCAGGCACAGACCGAGGAAAUCACUCAGCACCAGCCGAUGACCCAAUUGCAGUCUCAGCAAGUACCCAAGGCACAGACCAAGGAAAUCGCCCAGCCCCAACCCGAGUCUCGGCUCGAGUCACAAACCGGGCACCAGUCCCAAUUCACACCUGAGCCAGUUCCCACCGAACUUCAAUCCGAAGCCGUGCCCAAGCCCGAAUCAUCUGGAGAGCCAUCAUCGAUUGUGACAGAAUCGACACCUGCGACUUCUGAACCGCCAUCCUUGGUUGAGACCAGACAAGCUUCCGUGGCUCCAGAGCCGACGCUUCUUGCCGAGAACCCGGGACCUCCUGAAGUACCAGGAUCUGCACCGAUACUUGGGGCUGUAGAAUCAUCCGCGACCCAGGAGUCCACACUUCAAGCCGAGACCACAGGAUCUCGCGCAGGAUCUCCCGAAGAAACCGGUGGCGAACUUGCUGAUGUCAACGUCGACGAGCUCCUUGCAGCUCUCGCGGCAGCUGGCGAAGAUAAUGACGAACACGCUGGAAUCCUGGAAGAAAUCCUUAACGGCUACGGCAUGGAAGAACAUUCCAUCUCCGAUGAAUUCGUGGCUGAUACAGCAGUGGUCGAUGAACCCCUGGCUGACGAUGAGUCCAUAGCGGACGAUGGCGUGGAUGUGGAGGCGCUGCUCGGAGAGCUGGCGGCCUCAGAAGAAAGCAACGGAAAGUUGGCGGCUUCGGAAGAAAACGAAGACGAGAUGACAGAAGAGGCACUUGAGAGGAUUAUCAAGGAGUGCGGAUUCGAUCCGACGAGUGUGGCUCUCGGGACUUUAACCGAUGAGCAGCUGAUGAAUCUUGACGCCAUCCUCACCAACGUUACUGGAGAGGGGGCCAAGCAGAGCGAACAGAAUGAGCAGAUCGAGGAUUUGAGUCCCGAGAUAACCGAAAACAUGUCGGUAGACGACAUCGACGCUCUCCUGCAGAAGCUUAGUUCGGAAUCCGAAGGCCCCAGCGUCAAUAUCGCCCCCCUUGAACAGCCGUUCGAGAAUCGAGUCUUUACACAGACACCGCAGGAAGUGGCGGCUCCGUCGUCAGCGAGGGAUAACUUUGGGGGAUAUACAAACGAGAACCUUCGCGCCAUCCUGACGGUUGUCCUCGGUGGCAUUGGCAUCCCGCUCGUACCAGCUCGACAAGAGAUGCCACGUUCUCUUAAGCGUCCGUCGUCAGCUUCAUAUGUUCCUCCUCCGCCUGCCAAGCGUCCGCGCGGUCCAUCUCCCAACGUUGUUGCCCCUAGCGCGGUCAACCAACUUCAGGGAAUCGUCCAGAGCAGUGCCAACAUCAUCCGUCCCUCGCCAACUCCAACGCCACUUUCGCCUGCGUACGUCGCGAGCUUUGGCAACACCGAGGACAUGAACCGGCGAUUGAUGGCCAUGAAGCCCCCGCCAUACAGACCUGGUGGUGGAACCCCUAGAAGCACGCAUUCGGCAAGCAGUGCGCCGAUUCCCUCGCCGCUCCCUCUUAUCCCUCUCCCCGCGAGACCUAAGAGCGGAGAAGACGAGAAGCGCAUCAAGGCAAUGGGAUUCCCACCUCUGCUCGCGGGCGUCAAGCGAAAGGCUGAAUAG
Messenger RNA from Tricharina praecox, 3330 nucleotides. RefSeq lists its product as uncharacterized. The coding region runs from base 232 to 3330 and encodes 1032 amino acids. The transcript is spliced from 2 exons. The record is from RefSeq and is a predicted model, not a curated record. NCBI's taxonomy places the organism in Eukaryota, Fungi, Ascomycota, Pezizomycetes, Pezizales, Pyronemataceae.